Molecule: messenger RNA, 536 nt
Organism: Eruca vesicaria subsp. sativa (arugula)
Lineage: Eukaryota; Viridiplantae; Streptophyta; Magnoliopsida; Brassicales; Brassicaceae
Source: the annotation of a GenBank genome assembly
GUCGGAUCGCAGAGGAUUGAUUGGCUCGAGAAGCUCACUCACGUCUUGAGGUUUGUUAAGACAGGAGGCUUCAAGGAAAUGGUCGUCGCUGUCCCUCCCUGAAGCUAAGCCGUGGGGCACUUUCUUUAUUUGGUUUCUCUAUUGCUGUUUAGCUUUGUGACACAUGACUGUUAGACCAAAAGCAAUUGCAGCUGUUUAUGGCCUGCCCAAGAGAGGUUCAGAACAAGAGCCAACAAAAAGAAUGGUCAUGCAUUGGUAAUGCGAUCAACUCUCUUGUCAUCCGCCAGACAAUUGAAGCUUCCAUAUUAACCCAACUCUUGCCUCAUUCUCAGAUUGACAUCUUCCUUCAAGUUCUGCAAGAUGAUGGAGGAACAAGAUCAGCUUGUAUCAAUGCUGCGACUCUAGCUCUUUCAGACGCUGGAAUUACCAAUGCUACUCCACGUCUUGACCUUAACUAUGUCGAAGAUAGCGCUGGUGGAGCUGAGAUGUUACCGUCUAUGGAUGCAAAGUUACCUAUGGAAAGUGGAAACAUUUGA